AUGAAAAUUACGAGCACAUCUUGCAUCUGUCCAGUCCUCGUGUGUCUCUGUUUUGUGCAGAGGUGUUAUGGAACUGCUCACCACAGCUCCAUCAAGGUGACCAGAAAUCAGACCAAGCACAUCGAAGGAGAGACCGAAGUCCACCAUCGUCCCAAAAGGGGAUGGGUUUGGAAUCAGUUCUUUGUUUUAGAAGAACAUAUGGGACCCGAUCCACAAUAUGUUGGAAAGCUGCACUCCAAUUCUGACAAAGGUGAUGGAUCUGUCAAGUACAUCCUUACUGGAGAAGGUGCUGGGACCAUAUUUAUCAUUGAUGAUACCACGGGUGACAUCCACUCAACGAAAAGCCUGGACAGAGAGCAGAAGACCCACUAUGUGCUCCAUGCCCAGGCUAUUGACAGACGGACAAACAAGCCUCUUGAACCGGAGUCCGAGUUCAUCAUCAAAGUGCAAGACAUCAAUGACAAUGCUCCAAAGUUCACAGAUGGACCAUAUAUCGUUACCGUGCCUGAAAUGUCAGAUAUGGGUACCUCUGUUCUGCAGGUGACAGCUACUGAUGCAGAUGACCCUACCUAUGGAAACAGUGCCCGGGUGGUUUACAGUAUUCUCCAGGGACAGCCCUACUUCUCCGUAGAUCCUAAAACAGGAGUUAUUAGAACUGCCUUACAUAACAUGGACAGAGAAGCCAGAGAGCACUACUCGGUGGUCAUUCAAGCCAAAGACAUGGCUGGGCAAGUCGGAGGGCUUUCAGGCUCCACCACGGUCAACAUCACCCUGACUGACGUCAACGACAACCCCCCACGCUUUCCUCAGAAGCAUUAUCAGCUGUAUGUUCCUGAGUCAGCUCAAGUUGGUUCAGCUGUUGGGAAAAUCAAGGCAAACGAUGCAGACACUGGUUCAAAUGCUGACAUGACAUACUCCAUCAUCAAUGGUGAUGGUAUUGGAAUAUUCUCCAUCUCUACUGACAAAGACACCAGAGAAGGGAUCCUUUCCUUAAAGAAGCCACUGAACUAUGAGAAAAAGAAGUCUUACACCCUCAACAUAGAAGGAGCAAAUACGCACCUUGAUUUUCGCUUCUCUCACUUGGGUCCCUUUAAAGACGCCACCAUGCUGAAGAUCAUUGUCGGGGAUGUGGAUGAACCACCUCUCUUUUCCAUGCCCUCCUACAUCAUGGAAGUCUAUGAAAAUGCCAAGGUUGGAACUGUCGUUGGAGCAGUUUUGGCACAAGAUCCUGACAGCGCCAAUAGCUUAGUAAGAUACUUCAUUGACUACAAUGAUGAAGAUGACAGGUUUUUCAAUAUUGAUGCCAAUACUGGAUCUAUUAAGACUACAAAGGUUCUUGAUAGAGAAGAAACUCCGUGGUACAACAUCACAGUUGCUGCUUCAGAAAAAGACAAUCCUGGUUUGCUGAGCCAUGUCACAGUGGGUAUUAGAGUUCUGGAUGUCAAUGACAAUCCACCGGAACUUGCCAGGGAAUAUGAUAUUGUUGUCUGUGAAAAUUCUAAGCCUGGCCAGGUUAUUCAUACCAUCAGUGCCACUGAUAAAGAUGAUUUUGCCAAUGGGCCACGGUUUAACUUCUUUCUUGAUGAACACCUGUCUAUAAAUCCAAACUUCACCCUGAAGGACAAUGAAGAUAACACAGCCAGCAUUCUGACAAGGCGGAGGAGAUUUAGUCGAACUAUUCAGGAUGUGUAUUAUCUCCCCAUUAUGAUCUCUGAUGGUGGAAUCCCCUCUCUCAGCAGCAGCAGCACCCUCACCAUCAGGGUUUGUGCAUGUGAGAGAGAUGGGCGCGUGCGGACCUGCCAUCCCGAAGCGUUCCUGUCCUCCACUGGUUUGAGUACAGGAGCCUUAAUCGCUAUUCUUCUGUGUGUUGUCAUUCUCCUAGCGAUUGUAGUACUUUUUAUCACCCUGAGACGCAGCAAAAAAGAGCCCCUGAUCAUUUCAGAGGAGGACGUGCGGGAGAACGUGGUCACCUAUGACGAUGAAGGGGGCGGGGAGGAAGACACGGAGGCCUUUGACAUCACAGCCUUGAGGAACCCUUCUGCAGCUGAGGAGCUCAAGUACCGCAGAGAUAUCAGACCUGAAGUGCAGCUCACGCCCAGACACCAGACAUUGUCCACCCUGGAAAGUAUAGACGUUCAGGAGUUCAUUAAGCAAAGACUGGCGGAAGCUGACCUGGAUCCCAGUGUCCCUCCUUAUGACUCUCUUCAGACUUAUGCCUACGAGGGUCAGAGAUCAGAAGCUGGAUCUAUCAGCUCCCUGGACUCGGCCACUACGCAGUCAGACCAGGAUUAUCAGUACCUUGGGGACUGGGGACCAGAGUUUAAAAAGCUGGCUGAACUCUAUGGAGAAAUAGAAUCUGAAAGAACAACUUAG
This is a messenger RNA of Pipistrellus nathusii (Nathusius's pipistrelle), 2373 nucleotides long. Lineage: Eukaryota; Metazoa; Chordata; Mammalia; Chiroptera; Vespertilionidae. The record is from the annotation of a GenBank genome assembly.